This is a messenger RNA of Hylaeus anthracinus, 888 nucleotides long. RefSeq names its product coiled-coil domain-containing protein 134-like. NCBI's taxonomy places the organism in Eukaryota, Metazoa, Arthropoda, Insecta, Hymenoptera, Colletidae. The record is from RefSeq and is a predicted model, not a curated record. The coding region runs from base 25 to 768 and encodes 247 amino acids. The transcript has 3 exons.
UCGAACGUUCUUUGAUCUUACAAAAUGCCACGCGUAUUCGUUCGCAUAGUAGUCGUAUCGAUAUUGACAUGUGCUAGUGCUGGUGCUGGUGCUGGUGCUGGUGCUGGUGCUGCGCACGUGCAGCAUGAUUCUUCAUCAAUCGACGGCCAGCCAAUGAACGAAGAACCGCGAAUAAACGGUUCAUUCGAAACUGAAGCCUACGAAGAGUUAUUAAAAAAAUCGUUGAAACAUCAACGCAAGGACCACGCGGAUGCAGUAAAACGUUUGGAAAAGAUAGACAACUAUGAGCGUUUAUACAAAAUGAUGAUGAUUCUUGGUGAAAAUAUGAUCAAAAUAAUCGAAUCGAGUAGAACAGUGAUCGAAAGUGCAAGUUACCAUCCGGAACGUAGAUUUUUGCCACAAAAUCUUACUAUACAAAGUGCAAUAUCCGGUAUAGUGGAAAACACGCUAUUCUUCGGUGAUGUCGUUCUCCAUUUUCCUCACGUUAUGCAUCGUAUACUGAAGAAGCAGGAAAAAUGGAACGCGAUCAUAAAUUGGUCUUUGAAUUUCACAAAUCGUACCAAGCAUCUGUUGGGUGAAGACAGCCUCGGCGUGAUUAACCUGAUGGCACAAGAACUUGGCAUCACGGAACGCGAACCAGGAUAUAAUAAUCCUUAUUGGAAGUCAGCCGAGUCUCGAGAAAGAAACAGAGGGGAAACAAAGAUAAAGCGAUCGUUGAAGAAAGAAAAAGAAAAACGGGGGCCUCGAAUGGCUAAAAUCGAACUAUAAACCCACCCCUUUUUCCGACGGCUGAUCUCACUGGCUGAUGAUAAUUAUGCGCUUCCUAAAAGUUAUUUCUUCUACUGUAUAAUUCUGUAAAAUACUCCAAAUAAAAUGUAUGUUUCUAUA